Messenger RNA from Cryphonectria parasitica EP155, 393 nucleotides. RefSeq names its product ankyrin. Gene Ontology annotation, molecular function: protein binding. The record is from RefSeq and is a predicted model, not a curated record. The transcript is spliced from 3 exons. The annotation marks the transcript as partial. Lineage: Eukaryota; Fungi; Ascomycota; Sordariomycetes; Diaporthales; Cryphonectriaceae.
GAGACCAUCAAGCUCACGGCGCAAAUAUUCAAUGCAGCUCGCGAUGGAAACCAAGAGGUCAUUGAGACCGCUAUCGCUGAGAAGCUGAACCCGAACCUCACGAAUGAGAAUGGGGACACGUUGCUCAUGCUGGCAGCAUAUUAUGGCCACCAUGAACUGGUCGAAUAUCUUAUCAGCGCUGGAAGUGACCCUAAUAGAUUAAAUGAUAAACACCGGAGCCCGCUCGCGGGGGCUGUUUUCAAGAAAUGGGACAGAGUCAUCGAGAAACUUCUCGCAGGUGGCGCCGAUCCAGACUACGGUACACCAUCGGCGACGCAGUGCAUCACCAUGUUCAAGCAGGAGGACAAGUGGAGGGUGCUGUUCGAGCAAGCGCCUGGGAAGGGAAAGGCGAAG